ACAUUUUCGCGCUCCAACUUAAGUCGGUUAAGAACAAAGGUGUUCGGACGCCAGAUGACCUGAGUGAAAAGCCGGCCGGGAAAAACAGGUUAUUUCAAAAAACGUCAGUCUUUUCAGUGGGAUAAGUGGAGCUGCUGCAGCUAAACAGUGGCUCCUUCCGUCAGGGUGCAACGCGCAUGCUCGCCCCGGUGAACCCCCCGACGUUUGAAAGGAUGGCGGCGGACGGUCUGCUGAUAACUGAGCAGUGGAUACGAGAAAGGCUGCAGCUGCAGCACAGAUGCUUGGCGGAUGUCAGAUCACUGUCUCUUCCAGGGUCCUAUGACGUGAAGAUCGCCCAUGUGGGAAACUCUCUAAAGAACUUUGUUCAUUUAAAGAAUCUCGACCUUUCUCGGAAUGCGCUGGUCUCGAUAGAGGGGAUACAACACUUAAAGAAGCUUGAAAAGCUUAACCUCUAUUACAACUGCAUACCUUCCUUGAAAGCCAUCUUUACCCUCCGGAAGCUGACUGCAUUGAAGGAGCUGGAUCUCCGGCUCAACCCUGUGACAAAAAAUGACCCAGAUUAUCGUCUCUACAUUGUUCAUAUGUUGCCCAACCUUAGAAAACUGGAUGAUCACCCUGUGAGGGACAGCGAACGCAAAGCUGCUGUCAUGCAUUUUACUUCAGAGCAAGCUUUUGAACACCAGCAUGGUUCUUCAUCUUCCUCAGAGUCCAGUGUGCAGAGGUCCGGUCUUAAGAGGGCAUCCUCUGUAAGGCUCUUCUGUAAAAAACGCUCUGUCCUUGAUGAAGAUGACGAAGCAGUGCUAAACCUUGUUGCCAAGAGUAACUGGGACUUGAGUAAACCUGCCGGCCUGACGGGUUCCACUAAGAAAGUCCCAGAAGUCGAGCUUUAUCGCUUACGGGGUUACCAUGGGCAAGAUACCCAUUAUUCGAAUGGCUGUCAUCCUUCUGAAGAAAGUACCAUGUUAAAACAGGAUUCACCAACAUCAAUCCUCAGAAAGCAACCGGAAAUGAAAGAAAAUCAGCCUCAGGCCACUGUUUCCUCUCCAAGACGUGCACCUUUGAGCAGUGUAAAAGGAAGUGAGGGUAUGAGGGUGACAUUUGCAGAACCCAAGUCGAAGGACAGCCAUUCUGCCCGUCAAUGGGAAUUUGAAGAUAAGGCCAAGCCUGGCUACAGUGUUACAGUCCAGGGACACUUCACGCCACACCCAGCAGGACCAAUCAGCCCUGGAAUGGAAAACAAGACAACGACUUCCUCAAAAACUCGUCCUUCCUCCUCUGUGACCUCUGCCGUUCCUCGAUCUCCAGCUGCUUCUCGCAGCCGAAAGACUGCCCACAGGGGAAGACGUGCCACCCCCAGUGUUGAGGGCUUACCUGAUUCAUUACCAUGUCAGAAAACGCCUCUGCAGUCUUCUCAUGGACCAGAACAAAGCUGCCAUUCUGCAGAGGGCGCAGCAAGUACUGAACAAGUAACACAAUAUGUGGUUCAUCUUCCAGUUGUCAGAAAAACAAUGCAUUCAGAACCCUUGGAAUUACUUUUGGAUCAAGUGGAUAAGUUCUGGAAUGGUAAAGGGUCUCUGCACUGCAAUGAAAACUUCCUGACCAAAGCUGUUCAGAUUCUGUCACUACUGGGGCCAUCUAAGGAACAAGACAGCACUGGACUGGAAGAUGAAAUGAAGAAGGUAAAAGAAGACAACCAACCUCUGUCUACUCAGAUAGAACAACAGGAGCAGGGAUAUCACUUGAAGAUACAAAACCUGACUACCCAGCUGAGCCAGGCACGGAAUACUAUUGACACAUUGGAUAAACAAUUAAAAGACACUUUGGAAGAGAAUGUGUCCCUGCACAAGCAGCUUAUUAAAAUGGAGCAAAAAUUGUUAAACGGUAAACAUUGCGAUGAAUCAAAGUUUGAACUUCUUGAGCACCAGAACAACAAUCAGAACCUUAGGAGAGAGGUUGAAGGGCUGAAACAGAAGUUACAGCACUUCGAAAGGGUUCAGGAGAUCGCAUUGAUGUUGCAAGAAAGCCACCGAUCCUUAGUUUCAACCAACAAGUGUCUGUUAGCAGAGCUGGAAGACACUCGAUCCCGUCACAAGGCUGAGGUUGAGCAGCUGCACUUCAGCUAUAAGGAGCUGAAAAAAAUUCUGGGUAGCGUAUCCAGUCUCACAGCUGAGACAAAGACCGCUCUGUCAGUCUAACACAUGCACACCAUUACUUUUAGCUGUAAAUAUAGUUUGUUAUAUAAACCUUAUUUUAUUGUGUAAAUAAUACAGGUAGUCCACUGCAGUUCAAAAUGUAUUUAUUUGUUGUCAUAUAACUGUUUUAUAAGAAAACUUGUUUGUAGUUACACGUUAAACUUUUGAUAUAUCGAUACUGAGAAAUAUGCUGUUGCCUUUGACAAUUGUUUGUCUCCGCUAUGUGGAAGAAUUGUAGAAUAAAUUAGGUACAAAAUGU
This is a messenger RNA of Lepisosteus oculatus (spotted gar), 2451 nucleotides long. It is a transcript of the gene cep72, whose product is annotated as centrosomal protein 72. Gene Ontology annotation, molecular function: protein binding. The record is from RefSeq and is a predicted model, not a curated record. NCBI's taxonomy places the organism in Eukaryota, Metazoa, Chordata, Actinopteri, Semionotiformes, Lepisosteidae.